AAACCUAACCUGAAAUAUUUGACCCUCCAGUUUUCUGAGAGUGGGUUGAUUUUCUCUAAUGAGAAUAUCCUACUAAAUAUGUCAAUAUUUCCUGCGUUUGCGGAACAAGCAGUACAGGAAUCAACUAGUGCAAGUGCAACCAAAGAUUCUGAUAAAACAUGGCUUAAGAAUUCAAGUUUCCACUUCAUUGCAAGGUCUCCAAGUAGAAGUGAUAAUAUAACGUUGGGAAAGUUUGGAACUGAUAGUGAUUCAUUUCUAGAAGAAGAAACAUCAAAAUCUGCUAGUACAUCCAGAAAAAGAAGAAAGUCAUUGAAGAAAAAAACUGGGAAGAAAGGAAGAGGGGAUGAGAUAUCAGUAGUCUCUACAGCCACUAUUGAAGAAAAUGAGUUUUUCGAAGUAAAUCCUAAAGGAAAUCGGGAAUUACUGAUGGUAUCAACUAUAUCACGCCCUUCAGCUCCCCAAUACCAUGCCACAUUACAUUUGAAUGCAUCACAUAAAUAUAUAUAUUCCAAGAAAAAAUAUAAAAGAUAUCAUCAACACAUUCCUGAAAAACUUAUCAAUAAAACAGAGGAUGAAAUGGUUUUAACCAAACGCAAUCUUGAUACUGUGAAAUUUGCUGAAAGAGAUGACCACUAUAGUGGAUUCAAACAUGAGGAAGAACUGUCUCAGAAAACUGCUUUUUACAACAGACAUUUAACAAAUUGUCCUGCUGACAUAAAGGUAUGGUUAGAAUAUAUUCAGUUCCAAGAUACAGUGUAUGAGUUUGAGAAAACAUAUAGAAAGGGUAGUAUUGCUAAAGCACAAAUUGUUCUAGCACAAAGAAAACUUGCUAUCAUUGAUAAGGCAAUAUCUCUCAACUCAAGUUGUGACUUACUUCACCGGAAACGAUUGAAUAUAGCAGUUACUGCUUUUCCAGCAGAUGAACUUCAGAAUUACUUGAAAGAACUUGUGAAUAAAGAUAAGAGUAAUAUAAUAUUGUGGCAAGGAUAUAUUGAAGCCACACAGUGUUCUAUGUCCCAUUGCAACACUCCUGCAGUUUUGAAUUUAUAUUCAAAGUGUUUAUCAACUUUGCAUCAGUUGAGAAGAUCCACAUCUGUUGAGAAGUAUCUACUUGAAGAGUCUAUUUUGAGAAUGCUUUAUCAGUGCUGCUUGUUUUUGAAGCAAGCUGGAUUGUUUGAACAGCUCUGGACACUCUUGAAAAUGUACUUAGAAUUGAAUUUAUCUUCUAAUGAUAAGUCAAAAUUCAACAUAUCCUCAGGAUUCAGAGAAAAUCAGUUGACUGAAUUAGAAGAUAUCAUUUUCACAUCUAACUUACCUUUGCAUGAACUUUGGCUGCGUACUGAAAGAUUAAGGGAGUCUUGUCAUUGGGUACCAUAUACAGAAGAGGAUAAUAAUUGUGAAGACCCUCAAAGAAUUGUAUUUACUGAAGAUGUUGCAGAACUCAUACACCCUAUAACAAAGCCUGAAAAUAUAUUCAAGCUGACAGCCACUAUUUUUACUCUUAUUAAAAUUCCUUUAUUACCUUGUCGCCAUACUACCAUGCAAGAUCUAGGAUUAGACUAUGUACCUUGGAGUCUGGACUCCAUUGAACCUCUGUUAUCUAUGUUUCUACCCAUUUAUCCAGUUGAAAUGGAAAAUGAACACUUAUGGACUGAUAAUAGAUUAGCUGUUGGCCCUCAGUAUUUGAAGAAACUGCCUGGACAAGAAGAAUAUUUGGAGUUUAUACUGAAGAUUAUGGAAAAUUCCUCAGAUUGUUUAUCUGGAGAUAAUAAAAUUGCAAUUACUGUAUGGUUUUUCAGAUUUCAGAGACUAUUGAUAAUAUUGGAUAAAUCAAAACUUCUUAUAUUGGCUGAUUCUUUCAAGAAAAAGAUCAAGAAAACUGUGAGGGAGUUUCUAAAACAUGAUGAAAAUAGACAGAAUGAAAUAUACUAUUUGGAAUAUGCUCUCAUAGAGUAUGAACUAGGAAAUAAGGAUAACUGCUUCAAAAUAAUAAACACAGCACUAAGUUUCAAUAAACAAACUGAGUUUGUUACAGAAAAUUGGCCAAACAAUCAGAAAAAUUGGUGUUAUCUCUAUAAAAAUUUAAUACAGAUGAAACUAUGCUCAAAACUAUGUGAUGAUUAUACCAGGUCUGAAAGGAAUGAAGAUGCAUUGAAGUUGAUUUGUGAGAUGGUUUUGAUUCAAAAGGAUAUUCAACCAAAUGAGAACAUACUGAACAAGGUUGAGGCUAAGUUAGAUUUUAUUUCUGCUGAGAUAAUAGGAACAAAAGUUUCCAAUUUGCCUACACUCCAACAUUUUCUACCAGAUUUUGCUACUGAUUGGCUUAUAAUUCAUGGUUGGUAUUUAUAUUUGAGGAAGGGACCUACAGAGUGUUACACAUUUCUUGCUGAAAUUUUACAAAAGCUUGAAGACAAUAGUACUGAAGCAAGCUGGCAAAAAGAAAUACUUUAUGAAUUUUAUAUUGCAGUUUUGUUCAAAUAUAGUAUGGAAACAAAAUAUGGUGGAUUCUUCAAACUCCUUGAUGAUGUGCUCUAUACAGCCAUUGAAAAUUAUCCCAAUAAUGUGUUUAUUUUAUCCAUUCUUGAAAGAGAACAGAGUAUAGGGAAUGCUCUAGGACCAAGAUGGUGGAAAAUGCAAAACAUGUUGCUCAGUUCUGGUAGAGCACUGUCAUCAUUGUUUGCAAUUGUUAUUGUUAACCAGCACAUUCUUAAUCUCAGAGAAACUGUGUGUGAUACUAUUACAGGUGACAAAUAUGAUAUCAAUUCAAGUCUGAAGAAUAAAAUGUUGUCAUUGUUCAAGAAAGUCACCUCGGGCGUUACUACCAGAAAAUGUGGAUUAGUUUGGAGAUUAUACCUACAAUUUGUCUACACAUACUUUUCUCCUGAACUCUGCCGCAAUGUGUAUUAUUCUGCUGUCGAGGAAUGCCCAUGGCUGAAGUCAUUAUAUAUUGAUGCUGCCAUCUAUAUUCCAGCUGAAUUAUCACAGAUCCAAGAUCUUAUUAUCGAGAAGCAACUGAGGUUACACGUUACUCCUGAGGAGCUGGAUAUCCUGAGAAGUUGAAUAUUUAUUAAUAUCGAGAAUCCAUGCACUUUGCGUGUCGAAGAGAUUUUUAUAGCGCUGUAAACUGAAUCAGAAUUUGUGAUGUAAAAGCUAUCAAGUUCGAUUGAACGGAUUUGUUCAUGAC
Messenger RNA from Phaedon cochleariae (mustard beetle), 3184 nucleotides. NCBI's taxonomy places the organism in Eukaryota, Metazoa, Arthropoda, Insecta, Coleoptera, Chrysomelidae. The record is from the annotation of a GenBank genome assembly.